This is a messenger RNA of Daphnia carinata, 1349 nucleotides long. Its product is annotated as aquaporin-9-like. Gene Ontology annotation, biological process: water transport; glycerol transmembrane transport. Lineage: Eukaryota; Metazoa; Arthropoda; Branchiopoda; Diplostraca; Daphniidae. Gene Ontology annotation, cellular component: plasma membrane; basolateral plasma membrane. Gene Ontology annotation, molecular function: glycerol channel activity; water channel activity. The coding region runs from base 54 to 1001 and encodes 315 amino acids. The record is from RefSeq and is a predicted model, not a curated record. The transcript has 8 exons.
UGGACUUCGGCUGAGCAAGAUUGACUGCUGCAAAUACAGUGUCCCUGAUUGAAAUGCGUCCGAGGUUUUGCAUUCCACUUAUGGUACGCGCUGCCUUUGCAGAGUUUGUUGGGACCUACGUUUUAGUUGUUAUCGGCAACGGAAGUGUAGCGCAAGCUCAGCUAACUCAUGGCCAGAAAGGGGACUAUUUCGCCGUCAACUGGGGCUGGGCUUUAGGCUGUAUGUUAGGCAUCUUGGUAUCGGCCAACGUAUCAGGUGGCCACUUAAAUCCGGCAGUGACGCUGGCCCUGGCCAUUACUCGUAAGUUUAAAUGGAAGAAACUUCCAAUCUAUUGGCUUGCGCAAUAUCUGGGUGCUCUGGCCGCGUCUGCAACAGUUCUUGGCGUUUAUUACGAGGCAAUCAUGGAAGGCAGAGUAAAUGGAGAAUUUCGCAUUCAAAAAAAUCCGGCUGACCCAGGAACGGCGGCGAUCUUUGCUAAUUAUCCAGCUCCAUAUUCGUCGUCGGGUCUCUGUUUAGUUGAAGAGAUUGUGGCUACUAUGAUUUUCAUGUUAGUCAUUUGUGCGACAACAGACAAACGAUAUUCUAAGGUUCCUGCCUUCUUGCAACCUUUCUAUAUCGGCUUCGGCUUGUUAUCCAUGGGAUUAUCCUAUGGGGCCAACAGUGGUUACGCUUUAAACCCGGCUCGCGAUUUGGGACCUCGCAUAACAUCGUACUUAGGCGGAUGGGGCUCUGGAGUCUUUAGUUUCAGAGAUUAUAACGGGUUUUGGAUUUUCAUCGCCGGGCCCCAUAUCGGAGCCAUUUUAGGAGUCUGCAUCUUUGAGCUUCUUAUAAAGCUCCGCCCAUCCGACAAAACCGAUCUAAUGAAGGUCGAGCAUGAAGAACAAAUACAACGGAAGGAACAAGAACGACUCGAGAUCGAAUUAAGCAACGUUAAAGCCAUACGUGAGGAAUACCAUGCUUCACCAGUGGUCGAGUUGCCAAGGAUAGGCCUACGUUGGUAGGCCAUCUAUGGAGGAUGAUGUGAAGCUUGCUCUUGUAGCAGCAUCCGAUUGACGACAAAGUAUCGAUCUUCCUUUAAUAUCGAUAACAUGUUGGAUUGAGUAGCCGUAAGAUUCCGAUGUCGAGAUGACCGCUCUAACUAUUGUAAUUAGCCUCCACGUAACCUACGAAAAAGCACAUGUCCUAGAAGAAAAAUCCACCCUAAUAAAUUAACACCCCGGAACUAAUUAUUUUUUCGUCGUUCAUAGAUUUUUGAAAACCUAAAUACUUAGCUUGUUCACGUUAUGUAAAAGAUGACAUUGAGUUAUUUUCAAGGGGACCGGGAAAUACACUCUCGUUUUGCCAUAUAA